AUGCUGGGGAACAAGGUCGUGAAGAGGAGGACUUGGUGUGCUGCUGCCACUUCUAACAUCUUGGGUCCCUGCGCCUUUUGCAGAACUUCCAACAGCGCUACGUUGGGACAGAGCAUCCAGAGGUUCACAACCUAUGUGGUCCGUAGGAGCCACUGGGAGGAGGGCCUAGGGAAGAAUUUGUCAUUUUCAGCGGAAAACAAGUGCCAGUUAUUAAUUAUGACAACUGUGUACUUUGGAUCUGGAUUUGCUGCACAUUUUUUUUUUAUAGUAAGACACCAGCUGCUUAAGAAAUAA
Molecule: messenger RNA, 294 nt
Organism: Odobenus rosmarus divergens (Pacific walrus)
Lineage: Eukaryota; Metazoa; Chordata; Mammalia; Carnivora; Odobenidae
Product: cytochrome c oxidase subunit 7C, mitochondrial-like
Exons: 1
Coding region: 1-294 (97 amino acids)
Source: RefSeq, a predicted model, not a curated record